Molecule: messenger RNA, 717 nt
Organism: Schistosoma margrebowiei
Lineage: Eukaryota; Metazoa; Platyhelminthes; Trematoda; Strigeidida; Schistosomatidae
Source: the annotation of a GenBank genome assembly
AUGUUAUCAGAAGAAAAAUCCUCACUGCAUGACAAGACAGAUCUCUCCGAUAGAUCAGUCAUUUUUCAUAAGAUAAGAGAAUCUUUAGAUACUGAACCAAAGGCAAGAUUUGAACAUGAUCUCAAUCAUGUUAAGACAUCAUUAAGUAAACUACUCCCAGAUACAGUUUCAGGAGUUAGUAUUUGUAAGCUUUAUAGAAUAGGAAAAAAGGUGGAUUCCGAAAAUCCUCAGAAAAACCGCCUCCUAAAAAGGACAUUCACUAAGUUUGAUACUACCAUGUUCACCACAUCCUUAGUGAGAACUAAGUUAGAGAACUGUGUUCAGGCUGCAAGCCCUUGUUUAAAAGGUGACUCAGACAUACUAGAAAAAGUGCAGAGGACAGCUACGCGUGGAAUUUUGGAACUUCGGGGUUUAUCAUAUAAAGAGCGGCUUGAAAAACUGAACCUCUUUACUCUGUCCUAUCGCAGACUAAGGGGAGAUCUAAUAUUGAUAUACAGAAUACUGAGACAUGAUUUCGGACCUAAGUUAUUCUCUCUUUUUCUUCCCACUAGAUCGGGACACCUUAGAGGACAUAGCAGGCGAGUAGAAAAGCCAAGAACGAACAAAAUACCCGUGGCAUACAGGUUUUCACACCGAGUCAUCAAUACUUGGAACCUGCUGCCGCACCUACAAUUGACUUUGUCAAGAGAAGACUGGACACUUACAGAAGCAUACUAG